UUAUAUAAACACAACGAACCAAAGAGAACACAACAGACUUUAAAACACAACCAUGAGUCACGUGGACGUGGACAACCUGAAGCCCUCGCGCUUCGAAGACGAGCACUACGACCAAUAUGAAUAUUACAACUUAACGGACAAGUACACGGAAGGCUCGGCCCGCAAAGGCCGCACGAAGAAGGAGGCCAGCGACAACACCAACCGACCCAACCCGUCCGGGCACGAGCGCAAGAUCGCGGUGAAGCUCCAGAACGCGCACAAGAAAGCCAAGCACUGAGCGGCGAGGGCGACUCGGACGGCUUGCCCCGGACCCCGACCCGGACCCUGACCCGGACCGGACCCGGACCCUGACCCGGACCCUGACCCGGACCCCGACCUCCUGAAGGUUAGACCCGGCGGGCGUGAAGAGGAGCCCACAGAUCCAGGGAGGAAGAGUCUGUGGCUCCUCCCCCUGCUGGUUGAUGGGGAGCACUCACCUGCUCACCUGUACCUGGUCCUGCUUGGACCACAAGGGUGCACGUGGGAUCCAGGGGUGCUGGUUUGGUUUCUUUUUUUUAAAAAGGUGUUUUUAUUAUUAAAAGUAUUCUAAAAUAA
Molecule: messenger RNA, 594 nt
Organism: Cyclopterus lumpus (lumpfish)
Lineage: Eukaryota; Metazoa; Chordata; Actinopteri; Perciformes; Cyclopteridae
Gene: nupr1b
Product: nuclear protein 1b
Exons: 3
Coding region: 53-277 (74 amino acids)
Biological process (GO): negative regulation of cell cycle; negative regulation of cell population proliferation; regulation of transcription by RNA polymerase II
Cellular component (GO): nucleus
Source: RefSeq, a predicted model, not a curated record